This is a messenger RNA of Copidosoma floridanum, 1373 nucleotides long. RefSeq lists its product as uncharacterized. The record is from RefSeq and is a predicted model, not a curated record. Lineage: Eukaryota; Metazoa; Arthropoda; Insecta; Hymenoptera; Encyrtidae. Gene Ontology annotation, molecular function: protein binding. Gene Ontology annotation, cellular component: extracellular matrix.
GGAGGAGGGGGUGGCUAGAGCGGCCAGGCGAUUUUUUACCCAACAGCCGAAUUCGAUGCCGAGGCAUGCGCCCUACAAAUUUCGAGAUUGAUGUAUCGCAGAGCGCAGAUCUGGCUUCGUUACUCGCUACCAUGGUUGGCUCUGCUGGCAAGUCUACCGCGGCCGUUGGACGCCGCCGUUGCCGCGUUGGGAAGUCCCAUCGCCACGGACGCCACAAAAGCUGCCUCCUCGACGCCGGACUGGUGCAUACAGAGGUGCAUGUGUCUCUCCAAGACGCAGAUCCUGUGCAACACAGGUGGCUUCACCGACAUCCCGAGUAAGCUGCCGCACAACGUCGAGGAGCUGACCCUGUCGAAGAACGACUUCCACGAGAUCCGCAAGAACAUGUUCGCCCACCUGCGCUCGUUGCACAAGCUCGAGCUCGACUACAACAACAUAAGCGCCAUCAAGCCCUUCGCCUUCAACGGCCUGAGCAAGCUCAAGGUCCUCUCGAUCCAGCACACGCCCCUCGCCCACAUUGGCGAGUUCUCGUUCGCCGCCCUCCAGAACGUCACGACCAUACUCCUCGCCCACAACAGGAUAGCCUACAUCGCCGGCAAGGCCUUCGCCGGCAGCUCCCAGAUCCAGUUUAUCAUGCUCACCCACAACCCCCUCGUCGUCAUACAGAGCAACGCCUUCUCGGGGCUGACGUACGUCGAGAACCUCGUCCUGCCCGGGGGCAUCGCCGACAUCGAGCCCGACGCCUUCAACGGCUUCGAGUACGUCGGGCUCCUCAAGAUGCCCUACAUGGACCUCAAGGACGGGCUCAAGGCCAACACCUUCCGCGGCCUCAAACACGUGCUCAAAAUAAUGAUCCAGACGAGCGAUCUGCGGAUCAUCCGCAAGGACUCGUUCGUGGGUCUCGACCAGGUUGGCUCCCUGAACAUAAUAAGCAGUAAAAUCGACGCAAUCGAGGAGUUCCACCUGAACGCCAACUACUCGGUAUCCAUCCUUCGCUUCCAAAAGAACCACGUUCUGCGCGCCCCGCGUCCCGAUGACGUGGCCUUCCACGUGUCGAACCUCUACGUCGAGGGCAAUCACUUUCCCUGCGACUGUCAGAUCCACCUGGUCCUCGACAGCGACUUUGUCAACGGGUCGGCCAACGAGUUCCGCCGCAGGAACUACUGCAUAUCGAACGCGCCCGAGUUCAACGGUAGGCCCAUGAGCAGCGUCGACCUCGACUCCAUAGCCAGCUGCCACGACAGGCUCACCAAGGACAACUACGGCUCCGGCGUCAGCGUUGGCUCCGGCGCGCUCAGCCUUCUCAGCCUCGGCUUUGUUUACGCCUCGAGGCUCCUGGUGCUGGCGUGAGGUGCUAUAGUUCUACUUCAUUU